Molecule: messenger RNA, 1739 nt
Organism: Oncorhynchus tshawytscha (Chinook salmon)
Lineage: Eukaryota; Metazoa; Chordata; Actinopteri; Salmoniformes; Salmonidae
Product: tripartite motif-containing protein 29-like
Exons: 5
Molecular function (GO): zinc ion binding
Source: RefSeq, a predicted model, not a curated record
CGUUCCAGGACACCGGAAACACACUCCAGGACAGAAACACAGGCAAACACAGACUCAGGAAGCGGGAUUCGUGACAUCAAGGCCCUGAAGUCCUGCCUGGUGUGUCUCACCUCUUACUGUGAGACUCACCUGGAGCAUCAUCAGAGAGUGGUGAAUCUGAAGAGACACAAGCUGAUCGACCCAGCGGAGAACCUGGAGGACAGGAUGUGCAAGCAUGAUAGGCUGCUGGAGCUGUUCUGUAGGAGCGACCAGACAUGUGUGUGUCAGUUUUGUACUGAGACAGACCACAAGUCUCACGAUACUGUGCCCAUUGAAGACAUGGGAGCACACCAGAAGGGUGAGCUUGCAGCCGCUAAAGCAGAGGUUGAAAAGAUUGUCCAGGUCAGACAGAAAAAGGUGGAUGAAAUCAAACACUCCGUGGAGCUCAGUAGGCAGGUGAUGGAGGCGAUGCAAACAGCAGCAGAGAAAAGGGCUGAAGGGCUCAACAAUGACCUGGAGCAGGAAAUCACUGAGUUACAGAGGAGAAGUACUGAGCUGGAGCAGCUCUCACACACUGAGGACCAUCUCCACUUCCUACAGGCCAGUAUCACUCUCAGUGGUUGAUGUCAAUGUGUCAGAAGAUUACUAUACUGUAUAUACUGUAACUUAGUGUUGUUGGCUUUCUGAUCUCCUUCACUGCAGACUUACCUGACCCUAUGUGCCCCUCCAUCCACCAAGGACAUUUCUGAGAUCAGUGUGUACUCAGAUCUGUGUGUUGGGACAGUGAGGAGAGCCGUGUCCAAUCCGGUGGAGAUAUUCAAGAGAGAAUUGAAAACACUAACAGACAUGGAACUGAAGAGAAUGAGGGGGUUUAAAGAGGACAUCACCCUGGACUCGAACACAGCAAGUCGUUGGAUAUGCCUGUUUGAUGGUGGCAAACGCAUCAAAGACUCUGAAACACCCCAGAUCAUAUCUGACAACCCAGAGAGGUUCAACAUCUACCCCAUGAUUUUAGGAGAGAAAGGCUUCAACUCUGAACGCCAUUACUGGGAGGUUCAGGUGGGCCUAAGAAAUGACUGGGAUGUAGGCGUUGCCAAGGAAACAGUAAACAGGAAGGAAGAGGUCCAAAUUAACUCAGCGCAUGGGUUCUUUGCACUGAGAAAAGAUGGAUUUGAUUAUAAGGUUCAUUCCUCCCCCCUUAAGAAUCUUUAUCUGAACCCCAGGCCUAGAAAAAUUGGAAUCUAUGUGGACUAUGAGAGGGGUCAGGUUUCCUUCUAUGAUGUGGAUGAAAAAUCUCACAUCUACUCUUUCACAAACCAGUCUUUCACAGAGAAACUCUACCCUUACUUUUACGUGUAUAGCAAGGCCAAAAAGUCAGAGGCAUUGGUAAUUUCCUGCAUGGAGGACCCAAGAGCACGCAACCUAUCACUCCUGCAAGCCGUCUCUAAAGCUAAAGAGUAACCAUAUUAAUUGUAUGGCUCUAGCACUCUAGAAAUCAGAUUUUAUAGUUUCCCUUCCAGUCAUUCUAAUGCAUCAUAAUGUGGUUCACUUUCUAUAAAUUCCAUAAAUAUUUAUUUCUAAUGUUUCUUUAUUGACAGUGUCAAAACACAUUUUAUAGACAUUUUACAUAUCGUUGAACACUAAUUCAAUAUUGUUGACACUGUUGCCUUUCUGAAUCAAUGGCUGUUUAGUUUGUAUGUACGCCAUGAGUGUAUAAUGUUAUAAAUCAAAAUAAACUAAAUAAAUGUUUUUCUAUUCUA